Molecule: messenger RNA, 1383 nt
Organism: Scomber japonicus (chub mackerel)
Lineage: Eukaryota; Metazoa; Chordata; Actinopteri; Scombriformes; Scombridae
Product: probable methyltransferase-like protein 24
Exons: 5
Coding region: 29-1165 (378 amino acids)
Source: RefSeq, a predicted model, not a curated record
UGUUCCCCGGUGCCGCCACAGAGGAGGUAUGCGGACCUGUGUGUGGUGGUGCGGCCGUGGUGGUCUCCCCUUCCGCUCGGGACUACCACUUCUUCUGAUCCCUCCAUUUCUCCUCGCGCUCCAGCUCCUCGUCGUCGGGCCGUGGUUACCUCGAGCCGCGAGGAUGGGGAUGGAGGAGCAGGAGGGCGCGGUUGCGUUUUCCGUUAUCAGCAUCGAACCGGAGAGGAGCUCACGCCAAAGGGAAACUCUGUCCCGGCGACCGGAUCUGGCAGAGGAGGGGGAGGAGGUGGAAGAUGGGAAAAGGAUGGAGGGGGCAAGAGCAUAUGAGGACGAGAACGAGAUGCACUCGAGCCAGGUCAGAUCGAGACCUUUGGAGUUGCAGCCUUGGGCUGCAGACAAGCUGUCUUUCUCAGCAGAACUCAAUCGUAUCGUCACAUAUAUUACCAGGCCACAGCUGAACUGCUCCAGGGUUUUAUCUCCAGGUCUGGCUCAGGUAUCACGGCCGCCUGCAGCUUCACCUGUCUGGCUGCUGUGUGCUGAGGAGUGGCUCCUUCCAGCUGCAGAUACACCAUGUGUUGCAUACUCCUUCAGUAUGGAUGGGGGAGAUGCAGACUUUCUAAAGACUGUUUCAGGGCUGGAAUGUGAAGUCCACAGUUUUGAUCCCAGUAACUCCAAUGCAUCUGGUGGUCACCUUGGCAACAGUUUGGCCAGUAACCAUGGUAACGGAGGUGUGGCGAGCCAGCACAAGAUGUGGCUGGAGUGGCGGGCUCCAAGGAAGCGCAAGCACAAGACAAGAGGCAACCUGGGUAGUGUUUCUCAAACACUGGCAGAUAUCAUGGCAGCUUUGGGACAUCACACAGUUCACUUCCUGUAUGUUGAUCUACUCAGUGCUGAGUGGCGAGUUUUCCAGAACUGGAUCGAGACCGGAACUUUGCAGAGUGUUCGUCAUCUGGUUGCCACAGUGCACCUGCAAUGGGCAGGGUUUGAGGUGGGCGGAACCAAUGAAGAAGUGCUCCGCUAUUGGUUCAGUGUCCUGCAGGGUCUCCAAGACUCUGGACUAAAGCUGGUCCAUAGCUCUGCAGGAGAAGGACACAGUGUCUUAAAACAGACAGCAGCAAAUGCUCACAGCUCCUAUACACUCAGCUGGGUCAACAUGAGACACUGACAGUUGUGAAUGGACAAUGGUGUACACACAUGACCAGAUAUUGUGGGUGGCCUGUAACAAAAAAGAGAGGAUCAAACUUAAAAUAGUUGUUGGGAGUCAGACUUUCGGUUUGUUUCUUUUUCCUUUGAAUCAGGCAGACAGGUUCUUAACAUGACAUCUCCAUCUGGUGGAGAUGAAGGGAUCUGCUAUUUUAUAUGUCGCCACCCUCAGAAGGAAAU